This is a messenger RNA of Scleropages formosus (Asian bonytongue), 1927 nucleotides long. It is a transcript of the gene crtac1b, whose product is annotated as cartilage acidic protein 1b. The coding region runs from base 1 to 1890 and encodes 629 amino acids. The transcript has 15 exons. Gene Ontology annotation, molecular function: calcium ion binding. The record is from RefSeq and is a predicted model, not a curated record. Lineage: Eukaryota; Metazoa; Chordata; Actinopteri; Osteoglossiformes; Osteoglossidae. Gene Ontology annotation, biological process: axonal fasciculation.
AUGAUAGUGAUUUGGUUCAAAUGCACUGAUGGUAGUCAGCGAUCUGAGCCCAUGUUUAUGGCUGUCACUGACACCAUCUUCCCCCCCGACUACCACAACAACCCCACACAGCUGAACUAUGGGAUAGCUGUGACAGAUGUCGAUGGUGAUGGAAAUCUGGAGAUCCUGGUAGCAGGGUACAAUGGACCAAACCUUGUCCUUAAAUAUGACAAAGCUAAUAGGAAGCUCUUCAACAUUGCAGUUGACGACCGCAGAUCCCCUUACUAUGCCCUAAGGGACCGUCAAGGCAAUGCUAUUGGUGUUACUGCAUGUGACAUUGAUGGAGAUGGCAGGGAAGAGAUAUACUUCCUCAACACCAACAAUGCAUUUUCAGGUCGAGCAACAUACGCUGACAAACUGUUCAAAUUCCGCAAUGGGCGGUUUGAAGACCUCCUGAGUGAUGAGGUCAAUGAGCAUAGGGACGUUGCCAAUCGUGUAGCUGGGCGCUCACUGGCCUGUGUUGAUAGAAAGGGCAUUGGGCGGUAUUCCAUCUACAUUGCCAACUAUGCCAGUGGGAACGUUGGACCCCAUGCCCUCAUUGAGAUGGAUGAGGCAGCCAGUGACCUGUCCAAGGGGGUUGUUGCCCUGACCAAUGUGGCUGAGCAGGCGGGUGUCAACAAGCUCACAGGGGGCCGGGGUGUGGUGGUUGGGCCAAUCGUCAGCCAGACUCGCUCUGAUAUCUUCUGUGACAAUGAGUAUGGUCCCAACUUCCUGUUCCGCAGCAACGGGGAUGGAACCUUCACGGACGUGGCCGCACAGGCAGGGGUUGAGGACCCAACACAACAUGGCCGAGGAGUAGCACUGGCUGACUUCAACCGGGAUGGGAAAACAGACAUUGUGUAUGGCAACUGGAAUGGCCCACAUCGCCUUUUCCUGCAGCUCAGCACCAACAGAAAGCAGAGAUUCAAGGACAUUGCCACCCAAAAGUUUUCCAUGCCCUCUCCUGUCCGCACAGUGCUCGUGGCUGACUUUGAUAAUGAUGGUGAGCUGGAAGUCUUUUUCAACAACAUAGCCUACCGGGGCCCAUCUGCCAACAGGCUCUUCAGGGUAUCUCGGAGGGACCGUGCUGAUCCCCACAUUGAGGACCUCAAUGUUGGAGAGGCAGCUGAGCCAGACGGCCGAGGAACAGGGGCAGCCAUAACUGAUCUGGAUGGAGACGGACGGCUGGACCUGUUGGUGUCCCAUGGGGAGAGUGCUGCCCAACCCAUUUCUGUGUUCAGAGUCAACCUGGGCUCAUCCAACAGGUGGCUGCGUGUCAUCCCUCGUACCCGCUAUGGGGCAUUUGCGCGGGGAGCCAAGGUUGUAGCCUAUACGAAGAAGAGUGGUCCCCACACCCGCAUCAUCGAUGGGGGUUCUGGAUACCUGUGUGAGAUGGAACCGGUGGCCCACUUUGGACUGGGAAAGGAUGUGGCCACCAGUGUGGAGGUAUACUGGCCAGAUGGGCGCUCUGUGGCUAGACCACUUGAGAUAGCUGACAUGAACUCAGUUCUGGAGAUCCACUAUCCAAAAGAAGAGGAAGAGGAAACCCCACCUGCAGAGAUAGAGUGUGGAAAUGGAUUUGCUGUUGAGAAUGGACGUUGCACAGACAAAGAUGAGUGCACACAGUUUCCCUCUGUUUGUCCUCGUGAUCGCCCCGUCUGCACCAACACCUACGGAGGCUACAAGUGCCGUGCCAACAAGAGAUGUGGACAGGGCUUCGAGCCCAAUGAUGAGGGGACAGCCUGUGUUGCUCAGGUGGCUUACUUUGGGGGGAACCGUUCUUCAGCCCGUGGGCUCAGGACCCACCUUCCUCAGCUUUUUCUGUCUCUACUGGGGCUACUGGUACUCCGGCUUAUAGCUUGCCUACUCUAGGGUGCCUCCUGCAUGCCUUUGUUUCCUUCUCUAUUGC